ACAGUAAAAUAGCAAAACAAUAUGCAUGGUAACACAAAAGCGAAAUGUAAACUCAAUAUAUAAACUCUCUAUAAUUAAUGUGUCAAAUAUAAUCGCAAUAGCGCGAUAUUUCUUUUGUAUCUUUUAGGGACAAUCCUGCUCAACAGACUGUCGAAUUUAAUUAAACCUUAAAGAUCUAAAUAAUAAACGGUUUCAUAUAUUGUAUUAAUAUAUGGCUUCAAAAAACGAAACGCACAAAUAAGCCAAGCCUGAUGAAAUAUUAAUAAUAUUUGCCGUUAUUUUUUAAAUCCCUAAAUUACUACAUUCUAAUUGUAAUGUAUCUGACGAGCCUUAAUAAAUUAGAACCAGUACACUGGAGGGAAAAAAAGGACUUAAAUAAUAUGGCAAAUAUCUAAGUUUUAUUAUCCGAAAACAUAAAUACUUUAACAAUUCUAAAUCCACCUACUGUUUCAUAUAUGAUUCAAUAAAGCGAACUAAAAAACAAUAGAUCGAGUCCAAGAAAAAGCAACGUAACGCAGUGAAAUUGCUGUUUUUUUCUUCUAUCCAAAUGCGUAGGUGUACUUCCGCUCCUCGAUAUUCUACUACUACCUGUACUUUUUACUUGUAUAUAACACCCGGGGAUGAAUUUGUUUUCGAUAAACUGGGAAACGGUGACGCACCGGAUAGCGAUUGGACAUCUUGGUUUCAACUCCUCCCUUAUAAUAAAGAGUGUGUGUGUCUCCUGUUGUAAAACACAGCAACACCGGGCGUCUGCGUCAGGAGGGCACACUCCACUCGGCGCACAAUUACGCGGACUCCUAACUGGCACAGUGAUCAGAGACAACCAAAAGGCAUUUUUUGAAAUGGACUUUUAAGCAGGCCAUCCUGAUAAAUCCGAGGACUUGCUUCGUGCACUUCCACGCAGUUUACGUUACAACAGCUGUAAAUGUUAUGAUAUGAUUAUUACGCAUGUGCUCUGAGCACAGCUUUAAAUAGUUGCCUUAUAAAUAUACUUUUUUUUCUUUUUAAAUAGAUUUCUUUCUUCUCUAAAAUUGGCUCCCGUACAAACAGCCGCGUUGGAUCCCUCGGCUUACUGCGAGACUCCGGUGUACAACCCGGAUCUCUGCCCAAAUAUGAUAGCCGCCCAGGCAAAGUUGGUGUAUCACCUCAACAAAUACUACAACGAGAAAUGUCAGUCUCGAAAAGCAGCCAUCUCCAAGAGCAUCCGGGAGGUGUGCAAGGUGGUGUCGGAUGUCCUGAAGGAGGUCGAGGUGCAGGAGCCCCGCUUCAUCAGCUCCCUCAGCGAAAUGGAUAAUCGUUUCGAGGGACUGGAGGUCAUUUCACCCACAGAGUUCGAGGUUGUGCUCUAUCUGAAUCAGAUGGGAGUAUUCAACUUUGUGGAUGACGGCUCUCUCCCGGGCUGCGCCGUGCUCAAGCUCAGCGACGGCCGCAAGAGAAGCAUGUCUCUCUGGGUUGAAUUCAUCACAGCCUCCGGUUACCUCUCGGCGCGCAAGAUCCGGUCGAGAUUUCAGACACUGGUGGCGCAGGCAGUGGAUAAAUGCAGCUACAGAGAUGUUGUCAAAAUGGUCGCUGACACAAGUGAGGUGAGGUUGCGCAUUAGAGACAGAUAUGUGGUGCAAAUCACGCCGGCUUUCAAGUGCACUGGGAUCUGGCCACGAAGCGCUGCACACUGGCCUCUCCCUCACAUCCCCUGGCCGGGACCUAACCGAGUGGCAGAAGUCAAAGCAGAAGGUUUCAAUCUUUUAUCCAAAGAGUGCUACUCUCUGAACGGCAAGCAGAGCUCAGCAGAGAGCGACGCCUGGGUCUUGCAGUUCGCCGAGGCCGAGAACCGGCUCAUCAUGGGUGGAUGCAGGAAGAAAUGCUUGUCAGUCCUCAAAACGUUACGUGACCGUCACCUCGAACUGCCCGGACAACCCCUGAACAACUACAACAUGAAAACUUUGGUUUCCUACGAGUGUGAGAAGCAUCCCAGGGAGUCAGACUGGGACGAGAACAACCUCGGCGACCGCCUGAACGGGAUACUAUUGCAGCUUAUUUCAUGUUUGCAGUGCAGAAGGUGCCCGCAUUAUUUCCUGCCUAAUUUAGACCUGUUUCAAGGAAAACCUCACUCUUCUCUAGAGAAUGCAGCCAAACAGACUUGGCGACUGGCAAGAGAAAUACUGACCAACCCCAAAAGCUUGGAGAAACUCUGAGGUAAAAAUAUGUUAGUUCACCUCGUCUUAACACUUGUGAUAAAGAGGCCUAACGAGCUCAUAAACGGACAGAAACACAUUGCCAACCAAUUUGCAAAGUCUUGUGAAAUGUGACUGUCCUCUGUCGUUUAAUAUGUUUUGGCCUAGCCUGUUUUGAUGAUUUUUAUGACCGUUUAGUUUGCCAUUAUCCCCGUGCACCUUUUGGCGGUGUCAAUAUUUCAGAGCAAAUUUAAAUUAUUGGCUACCAUUAAUCCAGGAGGCCACCUCAACAGUGGUUCUUGUCUCUCCGUGCCACACGGUUACCUAAAUCAUAAAUUUCCUUAAAUGCUUUAAAAUAAAGCCCCGUGAGAAACUUUGG
This is a messenger RNA of Cottoperca gobio, 2550 nucleotides long. It is a transcript of the gene mab21l1, whose product is annotated as mab-21-like 1. NCBI's taxonomy places the organism in Eukaryota, Metazoa, Chordata, Actinopteri, Perciformes, Bovichtidae. The record is from RefSeq and is a predicted model, not a curated record. The transcript has a single exon. The coding region runs from base 1113 to 2192 and encodes 359 amino acids.